Suillus plorans is the source of this 219-nucleotide messenger RNA. RefSeq lists its product as uncharacterized. The transcript has 2 exons. Lineage: Eukaryota; Fungi; Basidiomycota; Agaricomycetes; Boletales; Suillaceae. The coding region runs from base 1 to 219 and encodes 72 amino acids. The record is from RefSeq and is a predicted model, not a curated record.
AUGGAUCCUGGUGGAUCUGAUAACUUUCUUAAGCUUACAGCUGCGUUGAAAAUCAUCCUUGGGUGUUUAAUUCAGCUAUUACAUCGUGCCACCCAGAUACUCGUCGAGUAUCUCCUAGAAUACCUUGAUUUGUAUCCCAAUGACGUGAAGCCAGACCACCACUACGUGACCCAUAUUUCAGAUCCAAUUCGCGACUACACCCUGUCUACAACUUUUUAA